Molecule: messenger RNA, 1837 nt
Organism: Sorghum bicolor (sorghum)
Lineage: Eukaryota; Viridiplantae; Streptophyta; Magnoliopsida; Poales; Poaceae
Product: DIMBOA UDP-glucosyltransferase BX8
Exons: 2
Coding region: 143-1537 (464 amino acids)
Molecular function (GO): UDP-glycosyltransferase activity
Source: RefSeq, a predicted model, not a curated record
CUUGUCGGGUCGGGUGCAUGCAUCACCUUAAAAUACACUGUUCGCAUCCAAAGACAAAUACUGACCGAUGGGCCUACGACUUUGAAAAAUUUGAUAUCACUAACUGGUGAGCUUCUCAGCUACCAUCACUCUGCCGGCGGCAAUGGCCGGACAAGAAGAGCAUCGCGACGGCAGCUCCCACCGCCGCCAAGUCGUCCUCUUCUCCCUGCCAUUCCAGGGCCACCUGAACCCCAUGCUCAAGCUCGCGGCGGUCCUCCACGCUCAUGGCCUCGGAGUCACCGUCCUCCACACGGACUUCAACGCUCCGGACCCCGCGCGCCACCCGGAGCUCACCUUCGUCCCCAUCCACGAGACGCUCCGAGACGAGGCCACCUCCCCGGACUCCGACAUCCUCGCGAAGCUGCUGUCCCUGAACGCCGCCUGCGAGGCGCCCUUCCGGCAGGCCCUCGCGUCGCUGCUGCUGCUGCGGCGGCGGCGCGGCCACGACGUCGCGUGCGCGGUGGUCGACGGGCAGUGCUACGCCGCGCUGCGCGCCGCCGGCCAGCUCGGCGUCCCCGUGCUCGCGCUCCGGACGGACAGCGCCGCCGCGCUGCGCAACAUGCUCGCGUACCCGCGCCUGCGCGACGCCGGCUACCUUCCCGUCAAAGAGGAGCAGCUGGAUGAGGCGGUGCCGGACCUGGAGCCGCUCCGCGUGCGAGACCUGAUCCGCGUCGACGGCUGCGGCGUAGACGAGAUGUGCAGCUUCGUCGCCGGCGUCGCCGACGCCACUGGAGCCUCGGUGUCCGGCAUCGUCAUCAACACGUUCGAGGCGAUCGAGGCGUCGGAGCUCGCCAAGAUCCGGCGAGAGCUGCCCCUCCCUGCCUUCGCCAUCGGCCCCCUGCACUUGCUGUCGUCGUCCCAGGAUUCGGCGGAGCAGAGCCUGUACACUCCCGACCUCAGCUGCCUGGCUUGGCUGGACGCGCAGCCGGCGGCGCGCUCCGUCCUGUACGUGAGCCUCGGGAGCCUGGCCUGCGUCGACCGCGGCGUGUUCGAGGAGAUGGCGUGGGGGCUGGCCGGAAGCGGUGUGCCGUUCCUGUGGGUUGUCCGGCCGGGCUCGGUCACCGGCACCGGCGGCGGCGGCGGCGAGGAGGUUCCACCAUUGCCGGACGGGUUCAACGAGGAGGUCAGGAACAGAGGGAAGAUCGUCACUUGGGCUCCGCAAAGAGAGGUCUUGGCGCACGCCGCCAUUGGUGCGUUCUGGACGCACUGUGGAUGGAACUCGAUACUGGAGAGCGUCUGCGGAGGCGUGCCCAUGCUUGUGCAGCCAUGCUUCGCGGACCAGAUGGUGAACGCGAGAUACGUCACGCGUGAGUGGGGCGUUGGGAUGGAGGUCGGGGAAGAGAUUGAGAGGGAGACGGUCGCCAAGGUGGUGACCAAAGUGAUGGUUGGGGAAGAUGGACCUCUGAUGAGGGAGAAGGCGCGCCGUCUGCAGAUGCAGGCAUCUGCUGCUACUAGCUCGGCCAUGGACGGCCUAGUCCAGUACGUAUUGUCCCUGUGAACAGAGAACAUGUCAGAAAUUUGAUCGAGUCGGCAUGAAUUGCAAGGUAAUCAAGAUCUGUUUGCAAAUUCGUCGAUUAAGGUUUUUUUUUUCUCUCGAGCAGGCCGUAGCCUGUUUUUUGUGGAAUAAUGUAAUGUGUCGUGGUCUCCAACUGUGAGCAAACUGAGAUUGAAGGAAAGUAGUGUGUCUGCUUGGGUGCCCGAGAAGAGGGUUGCAGGGUUGGAAUUGUUAGAAUAAAUGGGCUUGGCCCAAUAGAAAUUCAAACGUUCCCAUAAAAAAAAUCUCAAAACCUAUUUAAUA